Rhineura floridana is the source of this 862-nucleotide messenger RNA. RefSeq names its product zinc finger and SCAN domain-containing protein 31-like. NCBI's taxonomy places the organism in Eukaryota, Metazoa, Chordata, Lepidosauria, Squamata, Rhineuridae. The record is from RefSeq and is a predicted model, not a curated record. The transcript is spliced from 4 exons. The coding region runs from base 244 to 759 and encodes 171 amino acids.
UUCCCUCCUGGGCUCCUGCUUUGGCGAGAGAAAAGAGGCACUCUUGGCGCUCCUGGCUUUCCAAGGGUUAAAGUGAACUGAGCCAGAUUCCUAGAGAGGACAGGAAAUGGGGGGCGGGGUCCUCCGAAGUCUCCCACCCUGUCGGGGCUGAGGGAGGAAGGAGGGAGCGCCUUUUGUCUCCGCCAAGGGCUGCAUCGGCGGCACUUCUGGGAUCUGAGGUCUUGGAGGCUUCCUGGGAGCAAGAUGGACGAGCAAUAUUCCGCUGGCUCUGAUGCAGGAAGAGGCUCCCAUGCCAUCAAGACUGGGAGCAGUGGAGGAUUCUGGGAAAGAACCAUGCAGCAGGUCCUGGGAAAGGAGCACACCCUCAGCUCAGAUGUGCCACACCAGCAGUUCAGGCAUUUCUGCUGCCAGGAGGCCAAGGGCCCCCGAGAGGUUUGCAGCCGACUCCACCACCUUUACCGUCAGUGGCUGAAGCCAGAAAGGCACACGAAAGCUCAGAUGCUGGACCUGGUGAUUCUGGAGCAGUUCUUGGCUGUCCUUCCACCGGAGAUGGAGAGCUGGGUGAGGGAAUGUGGAGCGGAGACCACUUCCCAGGCGGUGGCCCUGGCCGAAGGUUUCCUCCUGAGCUGGGCAGAGGACGACAAGCAGGCAGAGCAGCAGGGAAAGGAUCCGUUUGCAGGAAUGGGCACUGAUCUCCCCAAGGCAGAGGAGACUCCAUCAGAUCCCAGAGAGAGGCCACUGGGGUGCGGUGUCCUUUGAGGACGUGGCUGUGUAUUUCACGGAUGAGGAGUGGGCGCGGCUGGAUCCUGACCAGAGGACUCUGCAUAACGAAGUCAUGGCGGAGAACUGUAGGAUCAUGGCC